CGCUGCGCGCCGGUGCUAGGCGCCCAGUCUCCGUCGCAGCUGCCGCCGGCGUCCCGGGCCUGAGUGCGCCCACGCCCGGAGGCCGGGGUGUCGGGGAGCCGACGCGUGGCCAUGGAGCGGGAGCCCCGCGCCAGGGUUGCACUGGUGCCGGAGCGGUGCGGCCGCGGGCCUUCCUCCCGCCACCGCCGCCCGGGGCUGCUGCUUCCCGGCCUCUGGCUGCUGUUGCUCGCCGGGCCGGCCUCGUGCGCCCCAGAUGACCUCUCCCUGGCUCAGAACAGCCAUCCUGUACGCCCCACGGACUUCCUGCCAGAGAGAAGCAUCCUGCACAGUGCUGCACAAGUGACCUUAUCAGAGACUGUUCCCAGGUCCCAACCAAGCAUCUCUGCCCUUGUCCUCUCCUCUCCGUCAGCGACAGCUUUUGAUACAGCCUUUUUAAGCCAGAGACAUCAGACUCAAAGUACAGCGGAGCCCAGUUUCUUUGAGGCAAAUUACGGAUCCGUGACGAGUAAUGAGGUGGCCCUCGAUGAUGAGGAGAUGGAUAACUUUUUGCCAGAUGCUCAUUGGACCUCUUCAAGGGGGGUUUCCCCAAUGCGGUAUAUCACACCUAGCCCACCAGAGCCACCCCAGGAAAUGCUGGAGCCUGGCACGACCCCAUUACUUCCCACCAUUUCUUUGCCGGAUGAAGUGCUGUCCGGAUGUCAGAACACAGUGCAACAGGCAACUGUAUAUGUGGAGCCAUCCACGUAUUUCGGCACUUCUUGGUCAGCUUUUCUCACGUCUGAGGGCAUCAUUCCAACUCCUAGUAGGAAUUCGGUGCUUCAUCCUAUAGAAAUUCACAGCCAGUUAUCAAGCAAGGCUUUGCCAGAGACGGUAGCUUCUGUAACAGAGGGCGCAGAAAACCUCCUUUUUAGCUCCCGGAUUUCAGUGUCUCAGCCAUCAGGCAAUGGCAUGACUCAACAGCCAUCUGUUCCCCUGUGGGAGGUCUCACAGCCUCUAGUAGGUGUCCUGGCCACAAGCUCGGACAGAUACCCUAAUGAGACCACUGCUUGGAUCGAACAUCCAGAGGAAGCCAUCGCUCUAAGAGCACACCCUGGCAUAACCACGUCACCCACAGACCCCACUUUUAGCAGUCAGCCUUCUGCUCUAUUUUCAACCCCACUUUCAUCUGUGUCUUUUGCUACCCAAUUACCUGGUGUUUCAGAGGACUCCUUCCUCUCUAGUGAAGCCAGGGAAGCCUUAGAAUCAUGGCACAGCUCCCCAGUCCCCAGUUUUACUGACCAUCCUUAUGUCCUGAGCCCCGAGUCUUCCCUGAGACCACACACAGGGUGUGUGUCUUGCGUUGUCUCAUCAUUUCAACAAGAACUGGCCAGGAGCCUAACAGAGAAGGACAUGGGAUCCGGAGACAGGCUUGAGACUUUGUCUACUGCCUCGGUAGAGGCAAGUCAUGUCUCUCCAUUGAGCAGUGUGGGCACAGACCUCUCUGAACUUGAAGAGCCUCAAGAAUUUAAUACACUUUUCCCUUCCAGACCUGUGGUUUCCUUUUCUUCCAGACCUGUGGGGCUGUGGGAAGCCAGCAUGGAUAUGUCACCUGAGGUAGAUGUGAGUGGCAUUGCCACCACUCAGGUGUACCCUUCCCAUGGCCGCCUCUCCACACCAAGUUCACUGGAUUCAACUUUUGACUUCUCUGUCACCAAUGAUCUAGUGAUGCCAUCCAGUAUGAUCCAUCUGUUGUCCUCUGUCAUCCCCAGCACCCAUUUUGACUCAUCUUUCUCCUUGACUGCAAAUCAAAACACUCCAUCCUUUCCAGCUGGAAAGCCAAGCCUUCUCACCUCUCCCAGUCUGGUCCCCUCAGCACAGUCUAACGCUUUCUCUCACGGAGCACCUAUCAGCUCUCUGGAACUCCAGUCUGGAAGUCGUUUGGAUUUCACAUCCGGCUUUUACUCAACUCCGCCCCUGGACUUCAGCACUCCGGCCCCUUCACGGUCAGACGAGCUUGCUUUCCCAUCUUUGAUGUCAAGCGAUCCAUCAGCCUUCUUUUCUCAAACCUUCUCCACCAUGGCUGAGACAUUUUCACUGUCCAACUAUGUGAAUUUGCAAUCACCUCUGCUUUCUGUUCUUAAUCCCACAAGUCUAGAGCCGUCUCAGCCACAGUCAAGUGCAGACCUUCUUUUGAACACAGUCACUGUUCUUCCUAGUCACCCCGAGAGGUCCCCACUUUCAAGCUCCCCCUCUGAUUCUCUCGAGUUCACCGAAGCAUCCAGAGUUUCACUGAGAGAAUCCCAUGUUCAUCUUACCUCAGCUUUCUCUGAAACUACCUCUGCCUUUGAAUUUUCACCCAUUCCCCAUGAGUCCACUAUCAGCACACUGGUGCCCUCCAGCUCUGAGCCCUCUCUUGGCAUCUCCGCAGCUGGGACUCACCUCACAUCACUGCCAACAACUGUUUUCCAUUUGACACCCAUUUUAACCGAGUCAUCUCCAUUCUCGACUCUGACACCUUCCGAUGGCAGUGUGCGUGUGACAGACCAUCACACACCAGUCUUACCCACACCCUCCAGUGUCAUUCCAAGCAGCACAGAGUCGACCUCUGACCUGUACCUGUCAGCCUCCUCAUCACUUGUUUCUGAAGUAAGCCCUUCACCUCCGCCCACAAAGCCAGUCAUGGGCUCAUCAUUGACACCCACAGAUUUCCCGCCCAGUACUUCCCCAGAACUAAGUACAUCCCUGGAACUGAGCAUGCCCAGUGCCAGCACUGCCCCUGGUGAUACUGUGGACUCUGCUCUGAACAGCGAGCCUAUGAGUCAGAACCCUCAGGGGAACAGUGUACCCCCUCCCCAGCCCUCCCUCGGUCCUGCUACCACCUCCACGCUUGAAGCCACAGUUGGUACACCAGCACUGGCCACAGCCAAGCCGCCAUAUGUGUGUGAUAUUACGGUUCCCGAUGUCUAUUUGAUCACAACUGUGCUGGCCAGACGAGCUGUGCAGGAGUACAUCAUUACAUCAAUUAAAGAAGUGCUGAGAAUCCACUUCAACCGUGCGGUGGAGCUAAAGGUUUAUGAACUGUUCACAGACUUCACAUUUCUGGUAACGUCUGGUCCUUUUGUUUACACGGCGAUAUCAGUCAUCAACGUCCUGAUCAAUAGCAAACUUGUGCGUGGCCAAACGCCUUUAAUCCUGUCUGUGAAGCCAUCUUUCCUCGUGCCAGAUCCCAGGUUUCAAGUUCAAACAGUACUGCAGUUCGUGCCUCCGAGUGUCGAUACUGGCUUCUGCAACUUCACUCAGAGCAUUGAGAAAGGCCUGGUGACAGCUCUUUUUGAAGUGAGGAAACACCAGGGAACAUAUAACCUCACAGUGCAGAUUGUGAAUGUCACCAUUGCUUCUUCGAGGGUGGCUCCCCGGAGGGGCCCAGUGAAUAUUAUCUUUGCUGUUAAAGGCUCGCAAGGUUUUCUGAAUGGGUCGGAGGUGAGCGAUCUGCUGAGGAACCUGACGGUGGUGGAGUUCAGCUUCUACCUGGGGUACCCGGUGCUACAGAUCGCAGAGCCCUUCCAAUACCCGCAGCUCAAUUUAUCUCAGUUACUGAAGUCCUCUUGGGUCAGAACAGUCCUCCUGGGCGUAGUGGAAAAACAGCUCCAUAAUGAAGUGUUUCCAGCCGAGAUGGAGCGCAAACUGGCCCAGCUGCUCAGCGAGGUGCCCACCCGAAGACGCAUGUGGCGGAGAGCCACUGUCGCUGCUGGGAACAGCGUGGUACAGGUGGUGAAUGUGUCCAGGCUGGAGGGAGAUGACAACCCGGUGCAGCUCAUCUACUUUGUGGAGAAUCAAGAUGGAGAGAGACUCAGUGCAGUCAAGUCUUCAGAUCUGAUCAACAAGGUAGACCUCCAGAGGGCAGCCAUCAUCCUGGGGUACCGGAUUCAAGGCGUCAUUGCCCAGCCUGUGGACAGGGUGAAGAGGCCAUCCCCGGAGUCACAGAGCAGCAACCUCUGGGUCGUGGUUGGCGUGGUCAUUCCCGUGCUGGUGGUCACCGUAAUUGUUGUCAUCCUCUACUGGAAGUUGUGCCGCACGGACAAGCUAGACUUCCAGCCAGACACGGUGGCCAACAUACAGCAGCGGCAGAAGCUGCAGAUCCCCAGCGUGAAGGGCUUCGAUUUUGCUAAGCAGCAUCUGGGCCAGCACAAUAAAGACGACAUCCUGAUUAUUCACGAGCCAGCGCCACUGCCAGGCCCUGUGAAGGACCACACCACACCCUCAGAAAACGGAGAUGUGCCGAGCCCUAAGUCAAAGCUCCCUUCCAAGAACAUCCGGCACAGAGGGAGAGUUUCCCCCUCAGAUGCUGACUCGACAGUCAGCGAGGAGUCCAGCGAGAGGGAUGCAGGAGAGAAGGCGCCGGCUGCCGCCCCUGAGAACAAGGCUCUCAGAGCUCCGCAGAGUGGCGCCCCCCUGCCCAGUUCAGGCAAUGAGCAGCAUUCCUCAGCCUCCAUCUUUGAGCACGUGGACAGGAUUUCGAGAACCUCAGAGGCCAGCCGGCGGGUCCCCAGUAAGAUCCAACUUAUUGCCAUGCAACCCAUCCCGGCCCCUCCAGUGCAUCACCCUGUCCUGGCCGACCGAGUGGCAGAAACCAACAAAAUCAACAAGGAGAUCCAGUCAGCACUGCGCCACAAGUCGGAGAUUGAGCAUCACCGCAACAAGAUUCGCCUGCGUGCCAAACGCCGAGGCCACUACGAGUUUCCGGUGGUGGAUGACCUGUCUUCUGGUGACACCAAGGAGCGACACCGAGUAUACCGCAGGGCACAAAUGCAGAUUGACAAGAUCCUGGACCCCGCAGCCAGUGUGCCCUCUGUGUUCAUAGAGCCCAGGAAGAGCUCACGGAUGAAACGCUCUCCUAAGCCACGCCGGAAACACCAGGUCAACGGCUGUCCCGCGGAUGCGGAGAAGGACCGACUCAUCACCACAGACAGUGACGGCACAUACAAGCGGCCUCCGGGUGUGCACAACUCUGCCUACAUUGGAUGCCCAUCUGAUCCUGACCUCCCAGCUGAUGUCCAGACACCCUCCUCUACAGAGCUGGGCAGGUAUCCCGGCCUGCCCUUCUCAGCCUCUCAGUACAUCCCGCCUCAGCCGUCCAUCGAGGAGGCACGCCAGACCAUGCACUCCCUCCUGGAUGACGCCUUUGCCCUCGUGGCUCCCAGCAGCCAGCCCACCAAUGCCGUGGGAGCGGGUACUGGUGUGCCUUCCAGCCUGCCUGUGAAUAGCACCCCGUCCAGGGAAGAGAGGCGAGCUACGCAGUGGGGGUCCUUCUACAGUCCAGCUCAGACGGCCAACAACCCUUGCAGCAGAUACGAGGACUAUGGGAUGACUCCCCCAUCGGGCCCAUUGCCAAGCAGACCUAGCUUUGGCCCAGGGUUGCUGCAGUCUUCAGAGUUGGUUCCCCCUGAACCCCCACAGCCACAGUCAUCAACUGAUGCUCCAUAUGCUGCCCGAGGGAUCUACUCAGAGGAGAUGCCAUCAGUGGCCCGGCCUCGGCCUGUUGGGGGCACCACAGGCUCCCAGAUCCAGCAUCUGACACAGGUGGGGAUUGCAAGCAGAAUCGGGGCCCAGCCAGUGGAAAUUCCUGCCGGCAGAGGCAGCCAGUACGGGGGACCAGGCUGGCCUGUGUACGGGGAGGAGGAGGCAGGGCGAAGAGAAGCCACCCACAUGCUCGGACAUCAAGAGUAUUCUUCUUCACCGCUGUUUCAGGUGCCAAGGACUUCGGGCAGGGAGCCCUCAGCCCCUCCCGGGAACCUCACCCACCGAGGGCUGCAGGGCCCUGGGCUGGGUUACCCCACCAGCUCCACAGAGGACCUCCAGCCUGGCCACUCCUCCGCCUCCCUCAUCAAAGCGAUCCGUGAGGAGCUCCUGCGGCUCUCUCAGAAACAGGGCUCAGUACAGAACUUCCACAGCUGAUCAGCCUCCCUUGCAGGUUUGCCAAGUAUCUGCUUCCCGUGGAAGCAAGACCAAAAGGAAACCAACCGAGUGGGUGUUUGGAGGAGUCGGAAGUAGCAUCUCCGGGCAAGCUGCCCGAGGAAGGGAACAAGUCGCAAUGUUAGAAGAUGCCAUAAAGUUACAUGGACAACUCAUGGUACUUUUUCUGGGUUGGCAAUUUGAUGACCACUUUGGUUCAAUCAAAAUGUGUGUACUUUUGGGCCAAAAGCCAGCACUUACACACACACACACACACACACACACACACACACACACACACACACAGAGAAAACCAAAACACAAACCUAAGCUAACAAAAUGUAAGUUAGUGUCUUCUUUCAAAGGCAGAAGAUUAAACCCUCGAGGUGGAUGGGGAUGCAGGGGCAGCCUUUCCCCGGGAAUCUGACUGGUCGCACAACACACCCACUGCUCAGUUUCCUGAGAAGAGAGAUCUCAAGACAUUUUAAUAACAGCUUGAGCCCUCUUCUCCUCCGUAGGAACUUAGGUUAAUAGUAAUAUUAACAUCAAGACAUGCUAAGACUCUUUGGUAAUCUAGAAGAGCUUCUAGUGAGAACCUGAUGGUAGGUCGUGGAGCCUGGUGAUUUCAAACAAAGCCAUCGCCUGCAUUCUUUCUCCUUCUGGUGCUACAGCUCUGAGGGCCUUCACCUUUCUGUCUGAAAUACAACUGUGGCUUUUGCAGUAGAAGAAUAUGUUGGUGGUUUCAUUGUGUUCUGGGGUCUGGGGUGGGAAAGAAAAAGAAAAAGCUGUACUUGGGAGGGGGAAGCUUCAUAUUUAUUUGGUUAUUCAAAAUACAUAUCAGAGUCUGGGUUUCCGGUCUUAGUUGCAUUUGCUGUUUAUUUGUUGGGCUCACCCAGCUCUUGACACCAUAGCAGAGCAUCUCCGCAAGGUCCAUCCUCCAGAAUGAGGCUGUUGGGGUGUCCUAACCCAGGUCCUUGUGCUUCACUGACAGUUUGCUCGCAGGUUAUGUUUGAAUGUCUUAUGGAAGCAGACGUUAUUUUCCGUGAUUCUUAGGACUACCUGACUGUCAUGAAUCUGCCCAUGGUAGUCAGGUCCCCUGAGUUCUGGACUGGAAGUGGAACUGUGUUCCUGCCAGCCUCUGUAAUGACUGAAGAAAUACAGGGUUUUGAAAACAUGAAGGAAAUGAGAGUUCCCCCCCCCCAUUUCUGAUUUAGCUAUUAUUUCUUUGUCUGAAGUCUGCCAUACUCACUUUGGGCCAGAGAGAGAUUACCUCACAGUGUGCUUCUGAUGUCACAUUUCUCGGCCUCCGACAUAAUGACAUUCUGUAUCCUGGUGCCUGAAGGAAACUCUGGGAAAUUGUACACCAACAGGGAGUCGAACCAUGAAGCUCUUCGUCAGAUGAAUGAAUACUUUUGAUUGGACAACAGAUAAUGGGUUAGAGUUUGGGCUGGGGUGGUGGUGGUGGUGGUGGUGGUGCUCAGCCUAAUCAAAACUGUGUGUCUGCAAGUUUGAAGAAAAUGGAGACAGCUUAGAACAAGCCCCCAGACUGCAGUCACUGGUUCCAGAAUUGUCUUUGCCCUUCUCAGUCAGUCUCAGGACACAAGGACACCUGUUCCUGGAAACUGAGGCAGCCAGUGCUUAUCUGCACACUCCAGAUGAGAAGGCAUACAGGAGGGGACCCACUGAUCUUUGUCAGGAGGCCUGCAGGCACUCUGCAGAGGAUGGAAGAGGAGACCCCUGUUCUGGGCUUAUUUAUUAAUCUUGAUUUAAUAUGUUCUCUUCCCAAGCUGGAAGAUCCUCUUUCCAGGCCUCUCUAACCAAGUCUCAAAUAUCCAGGCGGAGUGGUAGUAUGACAUCGUGUGAUGAAUGCAAAUCAACACACAGAAUAAAUGGCUCUUUCUCACCUUAUGUCAUGAAUGUUUUGGACAUCGAGCAUCCUAAUGGUACCUCCUUUGUACAAUGACAAAAUGAGCCUCGGUGUCAGAGGAUACGACAAAAACAGCAAUUUUGAUGCCUUUGAAAUGAUGAAGGGAUUCUACCUGUAUUUUUACUCUUAGGACAGAUACACCUUUAAAGGGUGUCACAACCAAAGGAGUGUAGCGUGGCAUGCAGGCUCUGUGGGGGCGCCAGUGCUCAGUUAGUUGUUGGUUAUUUAAAGCACACUCAGUUUGCACUCAUUUCCCCUAAACAACUGGCACAGCAGGUUGACCAUCCUUAAACUGCUGUGGGAUAUGCCACGUCCUGCAGGCGUCCAGUCAAUCAUCCAGUGUGCUCCCCUAAAAACCGUCGUCCUCAACAUGUAUAAAUUAUUAAAGUGCUCCAAAAUGAAAGUUAAGUUUAAUGUCUGUCCUUUUCUUCUAAUUUUAGAAGUUCUGUUGAGAAACACAAACUGCAAAUUUAAGUCAGCAUUUUUAGGACAGAGUGCUUGGAGAAGUGCUUUUUUGCAGUCUCCUUUGUUGCUGAUUUCAUGUGUCUGAUUCCUUCUGUAUGUCAUUCUUGUUAACAAGACCAUAACCUCCCCAACCUGACACCUCAUAUGAUCUCUGCUUCUAAAAGUCAGGUGGGAUCCUACUUGAAAACAACCCUUGAGGAGGGCGCCUCGGUCACUGUGAACAUGUCAGAGGUUAUCUGUGUAGAUGUCCUGCCAUGGGUGAUGUGUGAUCUGCCAGUGGCUGGGUCCACCCAUCAGUAAUCAGAGCAAGACAAAUCAGAGCAAAGCCCCAUGUGACUCCUCCUACUGCUGUGUUGUUUCAAACUUACCAGGUCCUCUGUCAGUUUCAGAGGUCGCCUGUGAAGCAUCUUUUUUUUUUUUUGCUCCCAACUUCCUGACACUAGAUGAGUCAGCAGACAUGAGUCCUGUCUUCUAAGAGAUUUUAGAAUCUAAGCUGGAUAGUACAGACAGGUAUAAAAGAUGGACGCUAUAGAUAAGCAGGGUGGCUUAGAUACCCAUAAAAUGCAAAAGGCACAGGUGUGUUGGAUAUUCAGAAGUCAAAAAAAUUACAUGUUUGGGAUUGAGUCUUUAGGGGAGAAGCCAGCUGCAGAAGCCACUUUUGAUGUUACCCAAGCCACAGCAAUGGAUAAGCCUCACAGUUGUCCUGGGGAAGGGUUUAGGAAUUGGGUAUUCUGUCCAAGUGACUUCGGUCUUAAGAAGAAAUAGUGUUGGGAGGGAACCUGUCUAGUAACAAAGCAAGCAAAUGUCCAGGCUGGUGACGAUCCGCUGAGCAAGAGCCCUGGUGUGGGGAAAGGGAGGUCAGAAUACCAGGAACUGCUGAUGUCUGCUCUAAAGUACGUCAGUGGUGCUGAGCUGGGCCUUGCAGAGCUUAGCUUAUAGCAGACCUUGAUCCUUGGUGGUUACAGCAGGUUGUGGAUAAGUUACAUCGGGCGGGCUUCAUUAUCUACACCUCCAUUUUUUUCCUCCAGUUUUUAAUUUACUUUCAGAGUUUGUGUUGAUUUGGAUGGCACGUGACUUUUAAGCAGUAGGAUUUUGCCAAGCAGAAUUUUUGAAGGCAUGAGGCCAGUGACCCAAAGCACAGGUGCAAGUGUGCCUGGAAGGCUUCCAGCCAAAACCAGUAAUUCCCUGCUUUCUUGUAUACAGUGUUCACUGCUAUUUCAGAUGUUGGUGAGUGUUCCAGUAACCAAGCCAGUCCCCAGGACACUAGUCUACGUUGGCAGGACUUCACAAGUUAAUCAUUCCUCAGGCCUCCCUUGGCCCUUUCAUCCUGGAUUCUUAGGUGGGAAUCAGACACUUAGAAAGAUGUUGGGUCAAGGUUCUAAGAGCAGGACAGAGUGCUCCUGUCAUAGUACACACUAAGUUUCCCACUAGCAGAGUCCUCGCCAUGUCAUUUCUACCUCCAAAGUAAGUCAUCAGAGCCUGCUUGUCCACAUCUGGUCCAGGCGGGAGUACAAGGAAGGCUGCUUCUACACCUGUGAGCACAAACACGUCUGUGUGGGACAGUCCAUGAGCAUCGUCAUUUAGUCCAGCCCAUUGCAGGCAUUCCUGGAACAGGUGAGAGGGUUUCUGUGGGCCUCUGUUGUAGCAUUUCCAUGAAGUAUAUAGGCUUACACUCAUCACCUCGUAAACAAGACCGGGCACAUUUCAGGUGGUUUAUUUUGUGGGGGAGGGUGCUGGAGGGGGGUGGUGGUGAUUGUGGGUGUCUAAACUGGAAUUCUUUUGUCCAUGUUAAAAAGACUUGAAAACUGAACCGUCAUGGUACAGUGUUAAUUCAUACCUGUGUGUGUAACAGGACACUCGGCAAUUAUCUUAAGAACACACAGCAGCAUUGACGUGUAGAAAGAGAAUAGUAAAUGCCUUUGGGAACACCAGGACGCAAGGGGAGCAAUGAAUGUCUGCGUCUGAUAUGCUCCUCCCAGGUUGGCUUCCCACUGGGCAGGUCACAAUGCAGGCUGCCUGCUUUGCUGCCUCCUAUGUUUCCCUGCUCCAGGGCCACUUCGAGAUUACUUGGAGGAUCACUGAUGUCUUUUCUCAUGCCCACCAGAUACCAAGUACUCAUGACUUGACUCCCAAAUGCGCCGUUACAGGGCUAAGUUAAAGCCAGACUUUAAAGUUCUAUCACGGUGGUAAGGAAAGAAACAGGAGGUGCUAGAGGAACCAAGAGUUCUGGUCAUUAACUAAGUCAUGCCGAGCACCAGGGCAUUGGUUCUGAAACGGCUAAGAGAAAGGCUCUGGGCUUUGCUCCCAUCUCUGCACAGCACGCUGUGGAGCAGAGAGGAAGGAGACAGGAGUAGGGUUGUCAGGGAAGCUUGCUCUGCCAGGCUGCUCCAGGAUGCCAGCUUGUCUCCGACUCAGUUGAGGUCCAUGCUCUGACUUUCUGCACCCUCGUGCUAGGCGAUUCGUGUUACUAUACAAAACCGCAGAACGAAUUGGGCCACCUGUGGCAUCAAGACUGCAACUUGACAAUCACAGUUUGCUGAUCUCAAACGGGCACUUAAAGCCUGGUAUGGGUGUGUGAUUUAGUGACUGAGCCUGCCCUUCUGUUUGUCAGUUACGUUUCUACCCUUCAAUUAGCUGCACUGUUUUCUAAUGUGCUGUAGAGUUUGGAAAUAAUUUAUGCAAGUGUUUGGUUCCCAUGUUUACAAUUUUUACAGCUUUCCUAGGAUUUUAAAAUGGAAAUGUCAAUAAAUGCUACGAAUCGGUGUGGAA
Mus caroli (Ryukyu mouse) is the source of this 11092-nucleotide messenger RNA. The record is from RefSeq and is a predicted model, not a curated record. NCBI's taxonomy places the organism in Eukaryota, Metazoa, Chordata, Mammalia, Rodentia, Muridae.